Messenger RNA from Musa acuminata AAA Group (dessert banana), 1054 nucleotides. RefSeq lists its product as uncharacterized. Gene Ontology annotation, cellular component: plasma membrane. NCBI's taxonomy places the organism in Eukaryota, Viridiplantae, Streptophyta, Magnoliopsida, Zingiberales, Musaceae. Bases 2 to 925 code for a protein of 307 amino acids. The record is from RefSeq and is a predicted model, not a curated record. The transcript has a single exon.
AAUGCAGACCGUGAAGUUGCUUCUGGGAAGGCGAGGUAUCGAAGUUAACGCCACAAACAUGAGAGGCGACACCGUCCUUGAUAUGCUACUGGAUUCACCCUGCCAGCAUGGAGAUCUGUUGUUGGGAGAACUGAUUCGAGCAGCAGGUGGAAGAACCACCGCCGAAGAAGGGAAGACUCGGACGAAAUCGUCACCGGGUGAUGCCAGAGCCUCUGCCACUGUCGCGUCACACAGAAGCCGACCAAAUCGUUCUGAACCUAAAGAAAAAGAAAAGUACAACAACAAACCAGAAACACUAAUGGUGGUGGCGACGUUGAUCGCCACCAUCACAUUCGCAGCUGGGCUGAACCCCCCUGGUGGGUUUAAGCAGAAAGAUGAUGGUGGGGCGACUCCCCGCAAUGCAGAAGUCAACUUUGAUGAGAGUUCAAGUGAAGGGGAGGCAGUUCUAAAAUAUGAUCUCGAGUUAUUCCUGCUGUUCGACAUGUUCGGGUUGUUUGCAUCCUUGAGCAUCAUCCUCUUGUUGAUAUGUUGUGUGCCCAGACAGACUAAACUGGUGACGGGAAUCCUAAAGUGGGUUCUAUGGCUGGCGGUGUUCUCGACGGCAUUAGCAUUCUCGACCGCCAUUGUGCGAAUAUUUUCCUAUCAGCUCUGCACUGUCAUCCUUCUCAUGAGUUGGUUCGGAAUUCUCAGUCUCUUCAUGAUUUGGGUGUGCUUUAGAGCGAUCAGAGGCUUGUUGCGCAAAGGUGGAUGCUGGAAGAAGAAAGAUGGAGAAGGAGAAAGUCAGGGAGUCCCCACAAGGGCCGUUGCCAUCCGCACGAAGAUUGUGGUGGGCGCGUUGAUGAUAAUUAUUUUUGGAGUAGUUCUUAUUGUAAAUUAUUUAGUGUUUGUUUAUAUAUUAAAUAUGUCAAAUAAUAGAAUAAUAUGAUCUAUCAUUAUUCUUAUAUGGUUUAUCCUUUAUCAUCUUUUAAAGUUACUUUGUCUUAUUUUCAGAAUGUAAUUUGCUUUUAUGUAUUUUGUUCCACGGUAUAUAGUAAAUCUGUAACUUUAAUCAUUA